Suillus paluster is the source of this 1158-nucleotide messenger RNA. Its product is annotated as pyruvate dehydrogenase. Bases 1 to 1158 code for a protein of 385 amino acids. The transcript has 7 exons. NCBI's taxonomy places the organism in Eukaryota, Fungi, Basidiomycota, Agaricomycetes, Boletales, Suillaceae. Gene Ontology annotation, biological process: response to nutrient; branched-chain amino acid catabolic process. The record is from RefSeq and is a predicted model, not a curated record. Gene Ontology annotation, molecular function: catalytic activity.
AUGCUCGCUGGACGUCUGCGCUCUACACUGCCAACACUAACAACAGCGAGCACCACCGUUGAACCCCUACCUGCAGGCACCCGUUCAUUACCUGUUGCAGCCUCUAAGCUUCUCCGCAUAACUAGAGAAUCUGUGCUCAGAACACCAGGACUAAUAUGGCAAGAUGAGGAGCCCGACCGCAACAUCGUCGGCGGCUGCGAGACUUGCAAGAUGAAUCUCUAUCAAGCUGUGCGGGAUGCGCUCAGGCAACCCAGUUUUCUUCUGCGCGGAACGCAUGCUGACCACAUCAGUAUUGCACUUGCAAAGGAUGAUACCAUAGUCGUAUUUGGUGAGGACAUAGCGUUUGGCGGGGUGUUCAAGUGUACGAUGGGUCUUGGAGAAGAAUCUGGUCGCGAACGCGUCUUCAAUACCACACUGACAGAGCAAGGCAUUGCAGGCUUCGGAAUCGUCCUUGCGUCCAUAGGACAUACAACUAUUGCAGAGAUCCAGUUCGCUGACUAUAUAUUCCCCGCAUUUGACCAGCUCGUGAACGAAGCCGUUAAGUUUCGCUACCACUCAGGUUACGGAGGUUUCGCUAUUGGCAGGCUAACCGUGCGCACCCCGACCAUGGCCGUGGGCCAUGUCACUCGUAGAGUCCAGAAGGGUACUUUAUGGGCGGAAAUUGUCAUCCCCUGCUCCCCAAUCCAAUGCAAAGGCUUCCUCCUCUCAGCCAUCCGCGACCGCGACCUAGUCGUAUUCAUGGACCCCGAGAUCCUUUAUCGUUCCGCAGUCGAACAGGUCCCAAUCGAUGACUACACCCUCCCCCUGUCCCGCGCCGAAACCCUCAUCCCCAGAUCAGACAUGACACCUCUCACAUGGGGCACCCCCGUCUACCACUGCGAAGCCGCACUCCAUCUCCUCAAAAGCCCAUCACCCACCCUCGCCCCACUCGUCCCAGCCUCCCUACGCAAUGCAAAAGUCGAACUGAUCGAUCUGCAGACGAUAUUACCGUGGGAUGUAGAAACCGUCGUACAAAGUGUGCGUAGGACAAAGAGGCUCGUGAUCGUGCAUGAGGCGGGGAUGACGGGUGGUGUUGGGGGUGAGAUUGCUGCUGAGAUUGGGAAGAGGGCGCUUUUGAGGUUGGAGGCGCCUGUGAGGAGAUUUACUGGGUGGGAGUGA